CAUAUAGUCUCCUUCGUCAGGUACCUGCAGGAGUACGAACAGGUCACGGCAGAAGGCCCAGCUACUGACGAGGUGAUUAGGGAGCGAUUGGCUGGCAAUCCAGUCCACGCAUUCCAUCUAAUGAAGCGGAUUACCGUGGAUUGGAGACACCUGGAAGAUCAAGCCAAGACGGAUUACUGGAGAGGCGUCGUGGAAGCGAUGAGGGGCUCUGACACAGGAGGAGUAGUGCGGCUACCGAAGGAGGAAGAUCUGCAGGGCGCAGCCCAAGCCCUGGUUCGACUCCACGACGUCUACAAUCUCAACAUGUCUCAGCUAGUGAGAGGCACGGUUUGGGGCGUGGCCAGCGCUGCAGAGAUGACGGCGCAGGAUUGUCUCUACAUGGGCAAGCACUCCUUCAACCUGGGCAUGUACCCGAGGGCCUUGCAGUGGUUUGAGGAAGCCUACACCCUGGCGGGACUCGAAGGCAAUGCCACGGUCACCCAGGAACAGGUUAACAUGUUCCUGAAUACUGCAAUCAAAGCUUAUGAUGAGAGUAUAGCGGCCCAGUAUGAGAGAGAGGCACAGGAAGAGCAGGAAGCCGUCUUCGGCGCCUCAAUCCCGGUAGAUGAUAUGAAGAGCAGCAGACAGACCUCAAAAUAUCGUCUAGGAGUGGAUCUCAAACCCCACGAAGAUGCUGUUAACUUCCAGGCCCUUUGUCGCGGAGAACAGCUGCUGAGUGAGUCGUACUUGGCCACCCUCUCCUGCUUCUACGACCACAGGGACGACCGCUACCUAAGACUCAUGCCCGCCAAGGUGGAGAGACUCCACUGGCGACCAGAGCUCCUUGUCUUCCACGAUGUCCUCUCCCAAGCUGAGAUCGAGAAGAUCAAGUUCCUCGCUAGGCCCAUGUUGGCUCGGGCGAUGGUACAGGGAUCCAAGGGCAAAGGCAACACCGUCAGCAACACUCGCACUUCUUCGGUGGGAUGGCUGGAUGACUCCCUUCACCCGCUGGUGGAUAAAGUGGGUGACCGUAUUCAGCGACUCACUGGUCUGUCGACCAAUUUGGCCAGGGACGACGCCGAACUGCUCCAGGUGUCUAAUUACGGCGUCGGCGGCCAUUACAAUCCCCAUCACGACUAUCUAUUGGCCGACAAGACUGAGAAGGAGCUGCUGCAUAAUAUACACCCACGAGAGCUUGUGAUGGGAGACCGCAUCGCCACUUUCAUGUUUUAUUUGAGUGAUGUAAAUCGUGGAGGAGCGACAGCCUUUCCUCGGCUUAGAACAGCCGUGUGGCCCACCAAGGGGUCCGCAGUCUUCUGGUAUAACUUGAAGCGGUCUGGCGAAACUGAUGAAGCAACCUUGCAUGGGGCCUGUCCCGUGGUCCACGGCCAUAAGUGGGUGAGCAAUAAAUGGAUAAGAGAGCGCGGCCAGUUUCUCCGAAGACGAUGCGGGCUCCACCCAGACGACUAAUGACCCCUUGACCUCUAAAUCCUCUCAACAAUGCCCAAUCGCUUCUGGCAGCUUAUCACGGACCUGUAAAUCCUCUCAACAGCGCCCAACCGCUUCUGUCAGCUUAUAAUAUUCUAACAAGUGUCCUUUAUUCAAUCCAUCCAUUUAUAUGUAGGAAUGUUUCAUGUUUAACAAUGCUAUAUAUACCUAUUAAGCAAUCUUCCCUAUUAAGCCUAUUUAAAUUGCUAUGUAUAUAUAACAAAUUCCUAUUCCAACCACUUAAAUAUUUCACCAGUGGGGAAAAAGGUUAAAUCUCUUUGUAAAAAAAUGGUAAAUUGAUAUGUAUAUAAUGGGAGAAAAUGUCUGUUUGGGAGUGUAUUUCCUCAUAAAAUUAUGAGGUUAUCUUGAGGUUAUCUUGAGAUGAUUUCGGGGCUUUAGUGUCCCCGCGGCCCGGUCCUCGAC
Procambarus clarkii (red swamp crayfish) is the source of this 1890-nucleotide messenger RNA. The record is from RefSeq and is a predicted model, not a curated record. Lineage: Eukaryota; Metazoa; Arthropoda; Malacostraca; Decapoda; Cambaridae.